Molecule: messenger RNA, 481 nt
Organism: Lycium barbarum (goji berry)
Lineage: Eukaryota; Viridiplantae; Streptophyta; Magnoliopsida; Solanales; Solanaceae
Exons: 2
Coding region: 15-386 (123 amino acids)
Molecular function (GO): zinc ion binding; nucleic acid binding
Source: RefSeq, a predicted model, not a curated record
GGGGUUCUGGUCAGAUGAGGCCACCCAGGGUUCAGUGUUCUUUUUGCGGCAGAUACCAUACGGGAGAGUGCUACAGAGCCACCGGUGCAUGCUUUUCUUGUGGUCGUCAGGGCCAUUCUGUGAGAGAUUGCCCGUAUAAGGGUAGUUCGGGUGGUGCAGCGCAGCCUACCGGAUCAGUCGCUGGGUCUUCAUCUUCGUCAGUGGCUAUGCGCCCUACGGGGCAGGGUAUUCCAGCGCCAGCGGGUCGCGGCAGAGGCCGUGGUGGAGCUUCUGGUAUUAGCGGUCCUUCGAACCGCAUUUAUGCUUUGGCCAGCCGCCAGGAUCAGGAGGCAUCUCCUAAUGUCGUCACAGGUACAGACGACAGGUUUGCUGAUCCACACGUUUAGGAUCCCGUUUCUGCUAUUUUGGGGCGCUCUCUUCUUCAGAGCCCAUCUUUUGGUACAGUCUGUCACUGUUAUCUGGAUAUGUAUAUUGUUCUGGG